This is a messenger RNA of Chara braunii, 4971 nucleotides long. NCBI's taxonomy places the organism in Eukaryota, Viridiplantae, Streptophyta, Charophyceae, Charales, Characeae. The record is from the annotation of a GenBank genome assembly.
AGUGCCACAUCAGCAGUGCCACAUCAGACACAGUGCCACGUCAGCAGGCCACGUCAGCAACAUGACGGGCCUGCCAGGCCAACUGGCCAAUGAGCCCAUUGCCGACUACAAAAAGCGCGUCCAUGCUCAGCUCGCUGCAAUAGAGGCUGAGGAACAAUGCCAGCUGGCAGUCAAGGCUGCCCAGCUACAGGCUGACGAAGCGGCAACAGCAGAGAAGCUGCGGCUACAGGCCGAAGCAGACGCAGAUGCCCAGGCUCGCCGCAAAGAAGCCCAGGCUCUGUUGCAGCGGCAUGAAGCCAACAGCAUCGAGAAACUCAAGUACUGGCACUUUGAACCAAACGGCGACGAGCCAACACCGGAAGAGCAUCAUAAGGAGUUCAUGGCCAAGCUCGUGAGCAGGUUGGUUUACACAUGUAACCACCUACAGUUCGAGCUGGCAAACCUUCAGCGGGCCGUGCGAAACCAUAAGAUUCAGCACGAGGAUGUCACACGGGCACUGGACGCCCGUGUACUAGGCCUGGAACAGGCUGUACCAGGACUAGAUGUUGGAGCUUCCAGCAGUGCAUCCUCUAGCCGCCAACUGGAGGAACGCGUUGACCACGUAGUGGCAAUGCUAGGAGAGAUAAGUGCCUUCACAGAGUCGGCCACCAUCAGCCAGCGGUUCGAGUUGCUGGACACUAGGAUCAGUCAGCAACAGCAGACAGACCACAACCACAACAACAACUCGGCGAGGCCAUACAAGAUGCCGACAUUCCGGAUCGAGAAAUUUGAUGACUACACACAUCAAGACCCGGUCGUCUGUGCUCUGUUCAUCAACACCAAGGGAGAUUGUCAGAUCUGGCUCAGCCACAUGGCAACCAUCCACGGCGUCCGGGUUUCAGACCUGUACAAGAAGGUCUCCUGGGAGGACAUGACAAAGGAAUGGAAGAAGCGGCUCAUCGUCUACGACGCCCCGGCACUCGCUGUCAACCGGAUCUUCACGAUGGCUCAAGGGAGCACACCGACACGUGACUGGCUCACGGAUUGGCAGAAAAUCGUGGCAACGCCCGAUUUGGACUUGUCAUUUCCGCAUCUGCGGCGUGAGUUCUACAACAGGUCAUGCGCCGCUCUCAGCCUCGCACUUGGUGAUCGCGAGCAGUACAACACUUCCGCAGAGAUCAUCAAUAAGGCAAGAGAGCUCAUCAAGACUAACAGGCCCGCUGCACACGAGAAGUCCACGUGGCAGCCAACCUAUGUGGAGAAGGUACGAACUGGUCCGCGACAGCAGCAGUUUGCUGCAGUCCAGUCGGACAAUGGAGAUAACCCAGCAGCCACUCCAGUAUCAAGCGGAGUACAAGGUCCGCGGCCGCUACGGCAGCUGCUAUUAGUGCAACAGCACCAAGCACAAUACCUCCCUGUGCCAAGAUCAGGGCAAGGAGGAUGUGCGACCCCGCCUCAGCUCGGGAAACUGAGCUCCGCGAAAGGUGAGGUGACUCCACCUUCUACUCCGCCAAAUUCGGCCGCCUUGCUAGCGGCCUCCUGCACAUCUGUGAAGAACGCGAAUGUCGCAAGCCCUCGGUACACUUACGAGGAUUAUGCUGUCCACUUGGUUCCACCGCUGGACCAACCGCUCCACGUGCAACAAUCCAUCGCAUGCACGGUUUCAUCACCAUCGGCAACUGAUUCGGCACCUUCGCCACAACCUAUCGCCGGGGAUUCGACGUCAUGGUCAAGACUUGAAGAGCUCGACCCAUUGACGUUCACGGACUUCCAGUGGAUGCCCGUCCCCUCGACCGGACGAUUGCCGAAACCRCAUUGCAAUGUGCUCAUGGCACAACUGCGAGAYUACUUGCACACUGCAGUACCAGCUCYGUUGAUGGACGYCGGAGCAGAGGUUGUCGACCUUCACGCUUACAUCGYGAAGAUCGACCGCGAGUUCAAGACGCAACGGUACGACGACAUCGACGCACCAUUGCUCUACGUACGCAUUCAGAUCGGAGAGGCGACCUGCAGUGCCUUGAUCGAUUGCAGAGCAUCUCGCAACUACAUCAGCCAGGACUUCAUGGUGCGCGUCGGCCUUGGCCCACGCGUCCGGAGGAAGUCCCAGCCUACGCAAGUCACCUUGGAGGACGGUCACACGCACAAGUCAAUCGACCGGUGCAUUGACAACGUCCCAGUGUACUUUGCCCCUCACGCAAGUGAGGCGGUGUCCUUUGACAUUCUGGACACCAAAUUUGACAUGAUCUUGGGCAUGUCAUGGCUGCGAAGCGAGGAUCACCCGGUGAACUUCUUCCACCGCACCGUUCACAUUCGUGAUCGGAACGAGUUCUUCUCUAAGCUGGAUCUCAAGUCAGGGUACCACAAACUCGAGAUUCACAAGGAGGAUCGCUACAAGACCGCGUUCAAGACACGGUAUGGGCAUUUCAAAUGGUUGGUCAUGUCGUUUGGCCUUACGAAUGCCCCAGCCACUUUCCAAGCGGCUAUGACAACGGAGUUCCGACACAUGCUGGAUCGGUUUGUACUCAUCUACCUCGACGACAUCUUGGUGUAUAGUCGGAGUUUGGACGAGCAUGUGGAACACCUGCGCACCGUUUUGGAGCCGCUACGACAAGCCAAGUGCGACUUCACACAGCAGGAGCUGGAGUACUUGGGACACUAUGUGACGCCGCAAGGCAUCCGUCCGCUUGCGGACAAGAUCGAGGCCCUACGAGUAUGGCCCGAGCCCACCAACACCACGACCGUUCGUUCAUUCAUGGGGUUGGCGGGCUACUAUCAGCGAUUCAUCGCCGGAUACUCCAGGAUUGUUGCACCUAUGACGAAGUUACAGUCGCCAAAGGUACCAUUCGUAUUCGAUGACGACGCAUGCCGGUCAUUCCAAGCACUUAAGACGACUAUGCUCAUGGCACCCGUCCUUAGCAUCUAUGACCCCACCCUGCCGACGCGAGUGACUACGGACGCUUCCGGCUAUGGCAUUGGGGCAGUCUUGGAACAGCACGACGGCGACGACUGGCACCCUGUGGAGUAUUUCAGCCACAACGUGCCUCCCAUCAACUCGCUUGACGAUGCAAGGAAGAAGGAGUUGCUCGUAUUCGUGAUGGCUCUCAAGCGUUGGCAGCACUUCCUCCUUGGGCGUCGUAGGUUCACAUGGGUCAUAGACAACAAUCCAUUGACCUACUAUAAGACGCAGGACACGGUGAGCAGCACGAUCGAACGAUGGAUGUACUUCAUCGACCAAUUUGACUUCACACCGAAACAUGUCCCCGGCCUCUCGAAUCACGCAGCAGAUGCACUAUCGCGAAGACUUGAUCUUUGCGCUAUGACACAUCAUGCCUUCGCAUUCAACGAGGAGCUUCAGCGACACUUCAUCCGGGCAUAUCAGUCUGAUCUGGACUUCGGCACGCUCUAUGCACAGCUAUCUUCGGAUCACCCGCCGGCCAGCCAUUACCGCAUUGCCGACGGGUACUUGCUCCUCCACUCGAGAGGCAAGGACUUACUAUGUGUCCCACGCGACCGUCGUCUUUGGACUCGCCUCCUCGGCGAGUAUCAUGAUUCACGACUCGCCGGCCAUUUCGGAGUCAACCACACUAUUGCACGACUUCGACAGCGUUUCCGAUGGCCCGACCUCAUUACCGAUGUCACUCGGUAUUGCGACUCUUGCGAAGUUUGCCGACGCAGCAAGCCCCGCAACCGCAAUCCCUACGGCGAGUCACACCCGAUGCCUAUCCCACGGGAACCCCGUCUCUCCAUUGCCAUGGACAUCACCGGUCCGUUUCCUCGCGACCGACUCGGGCACGACGGCAUCCUCACGGUUGUGGACCGAUUGAGUAAGUACGUGCGUUUUCUCCCUUGCAAGUACUACUCCACGGGUCCCGAACUGGCACGCCUCCUGCACACUGGUUGGAUUUGUGGCCACGGUGUACCAGAAGACAUUGUCAGCGACCGCGCUACUCGUUUCAUGUCGACGUUUUGGACUGCUCUCAUGCAGGAGUCCGGCACAACAAUGAAACCAAGUUCGGCUCGACAUCCUCAGACAGACGGGCAGACGGAGCGGGCACAUCAAACCGCUCAAAUGAUGCUUCGUACGCUCAUCCGUCCGGACCAGAAAGAUUGGGUUGACCGCCUCCCCGACAUCGAGUUCGCCUACAACACUUCGGUGCACCCGGCGAUCGGCAUGACUCCAUUCGAGUUGCACCACAGUGGACGGAAAGGCCGUAUCUUCGCCGACCUUCUCCUCCCUCGACCAGCCGACAUUGACGCUGCCUGUUCUCCCGCUUCCGUCCGGAAGUACAGGGAAUUGCUGACUCAAGCCCGCGCAAAUAUGCAAAAGGCUCAAGUCCGCAUGCAGCAGCAAGCCAACAGGCGUCGCGUACCAUGUCCCAUCCGCGUCGGUGAUCUGGUUUGGGUCUCCGCGGAAGAGUUUGCACUGGAACAGGAUGUUUCACGCAAACUGCUUCCCAAGUGGCUUGGACCUUGGUCUGUGACAGCAGCCGUGGGCGAUGAGCCCGAUGGCCAUUCACUUGUGAUCAACAUUCGAGAGCAUCUGACGGUCCAUCUGGUCUUCCACGCCUCGGAGCUGGCAACAUACACGCCAGCCAAGAAUGACGACUUUCCGGGCCGACGAUCGCAGGACCCUCCUUCUAUGGAUGGUCAUCAGGAAGUUGACCGCGUCAUCUCCGAUCGCAAGUACGACAGCAAGCCGCCGCAGUACAAAGUCACAUUCAAAGCAUGCGAUCGCGACGACACUCGGUGGAUUUCAGGCGCAGAUUUGAAAGCAUCCGCACCGCUGAUCUACGUGCAUUAUGAAAAGCGGAGGUUAGCUCAGGAAGUUUCACGACCAGCCCCUCCCACCCGGACUGUGGUCCCUCCCUCGGACAGACAGCUUCGCCCUCGCAGGUAAGCUCGGUUCUUCAAGGAGGGGGGGGUGUGGCAUACUGCGUAGCCACACGGGCCCUGCAGGGCCCAUCCCGGACAUUCAGCCUAAAAGCCUAAAAC